Eruca vesicaria subsp. sativa (arugula) is the source of this 387-nucleotide messenger RNA. The record is from the annotation of a GenBank genome assembly. NCBI's taxonomy places the organism in Eukaryota, Viridiplantae, Streptophyta, Magnoliopsida, Brassicales, Brassicaceae.
AUGUCAUGUCGAGCAUCAAACUGGAUAAGCGGUGAGUGCUCUACUGUAAUUGAUAAGUGCCUUGCACAAUACAACAUCAAGGCUCACUACAUUGAAGGGAUCAUGCAGUUUUUAUAUUUGGACAACCCUAAUGAUGGCCUACUACAUCUACACAAAUCAGCAGACGGUGUGUACGUCUCCGGAAGUGUAAUUUAUGGUGUGUUGAUGUUGUUCUUAGGGCAUAUGUAUGAAGGCAAGAAAUAUCUAGAUUUUCUGGAAUGGAAAACAAACAUAAACAGAAUCAAUAAGCCGUGGAGUCGCAUCAAGAAGUCGCUCCGUCGGGUCAACAUCAUGUUACCAAAGGAACAUAAUGAGACUCGAGUCACUGGAAAGCUGACAUGUCAAUGA